Messenger RNA from Podarcis lilfordi (Lilford's wall lizard), 29402 nucleotides. The record is from the annotation of a GenBank genome assembly. Lineage: Eukaryota; Metazoa; Chordata; Lepidosauria; Squamata; Lacertidae.
UCUGCAGUGAUAGGGGAGGGGGGAGCGGCCGCCAUCUUGCCAGUCGGUGCCGGAGGGGGCGCAGCUGGAAGGACCGGCAGCGGCAGCCGCCUCAGCGACGGCGCCACUAGGUGAGUCCGGCCGGGCGGUGGUCGUCGCCUUCUUCUUCUUGCGGCCCAUUUGCCGGCUCUUUCGUCGUUAGGGUGGUUGUCAUUGUGGCUCCUUCUCCUCUUCUGAAAGGGGGCCUCGCCGACGCGAGGGGCUUCUUCUUCGCCCUUGUUCCUAAGCCUCUUCCACCCUUCGAGGGAUGUGGUCGGGCGCCCUUUCCCGGGAAGCUUUAUGGCGUUUAAUUACGUUUUUUCUAUAUGUUGGGGGUCUCCCAGAGUGGCUGGAGCAACCCAGUCAGAUGGGCGGGGUACAAAUAAUUUUAUUAUUAUUUAUUCUUAAUUAAUGUGGCCUGCUGUGGCGACAGCCGUGCAGCGGGCUGAGGCGCCGGAAGCGGGUUUCUGAGGGAGAGAAUCGCCCUUCAGCAAACGGGGCGUGCGAAUAACGGGGCUGCCUUCUCCCUGUUCUGGCGUGAAGCUUCCCAUGACCAAAAACACCACCGCACGUCCUCGGUAAGGAUGUGUCUCCUCCGAGUGCUCGUGGUGGGAUCGGGACGAGCCCGUUGCUCGUGAGGAGCCUCCCAUUAGGCUUGGCACACGCGGAGCGCAGGAAGCUGCCUCAUGCCGAGGCCACCCAGCUCAGUGUUGGCGGCACUGGCUGGCAGCGGCGCUCCGGGGUUUUUGCUGGCCCUCCCUAGAGAUGCGGUCAGGGGUCCUGACCUGGGACUUCCUGCUUCGCGGGCUGUGUACCAGUUAGCUUUGGCCCAGAGGCGGGGUGAGAAGGGAGAGAUUCUGUACAGAGAGACAGUCUGGUGUAGUGGUUAGUGUUGGGCCUGGGAGACCAGAGUUCAAAUCCCCGUUCUUUGGGCGAACUUGGCCUAUUUACUGCCUCUCAGCCUAACCUACUUCACAGGGCUGACGGGGAUUAAAUGAGGAGAUCCAUGUGUGAUGCCUUGAGGUCCUUGGAGAAAAAGGUGCGCAAUAGAUGCAAGAAAUGAUUAAAUUUAAAUAAAUCAAUCCUGCAGGGUGUGUGAGGCCCGUUGUUUUUGAACUUGGGUCAGGGGAAAGGCAGCGGGUCCGACCUCAUCACUCUCUUCAUCCCUUAUUUAUAAUGCUUCUGAAAUUACUCAACUGGCAUGCAGCGAAUCCUUAGCGUGAGGUAGAAAGGCCUUGCGUGGUUCCCCCAUGAGGAAGUCCCUUUGCUUUUGUCCUUUACCUUUUGAGUGCAUUAAGUCAGAAAUUGUAUUUUGAGGGCAGUGCUGGCUGUCCCAAUGUUUGAGGCUCUAUGCAGCUUAAUGCAGAAUUGGAAAGCUACAAAUGUUUGCCGCCCCCCCCCAACUUGGGGUCCUGUUGAUGUAAUAGCUCAGGAUUGUUGGGCUUCAAAUUUGGCUAGCAUUUGUGGGAUCAGGGCCAAGUUAGUGUGACUCAAUAUUUGAGGGGGGGAUGCUGUCAGCAUGAUCAAGCAAAGAUGGUACUACUGGUAUUCUUUAUGGGGCAGGAGACUUUUGGCUUCUUGGUAGCUCUUCUCUUUUGUUCCCUGCCCCCACAACCUAGCCCAAAAUUCCUGUGGUGUGGUGUCUUGCACACCCCGUUGUAAGAAGCUUUGAAGAUGUAACUUUAUCAUUUGAAUGAGGCAUGUGGCAAGUGCAAGAAUAAGGGAAGGUUUUUAUUUGGAAGUGUAUUCAGUUUAAUUGGCUAGAUGCCAGGAAUAACGGACUUCAUCCAGAGCUGGCUGCAUGUUGUUGACCAAGGCAGUGAAAAGAGGCAUUUCCUUGGGAAGGAAGUUGGAAUUGCUGUUAGUCCUCUAUCCAAAAGUUUUAAGUAAUUUAUGUCCAAAGGAAAUACAGUGGUACCUUGGUUUAAGAACAGUCCGGUUUAAGAGCAAUUCAGUUUACAAACUCUGCAAAACCAGAAAUAGAACUUUACGUUGGUCUAAGAACAGAAUCCAAACGGUGGAAGGGUGCCGGCGGCGGAAGACCACAUUAGGGAAAGCGUGCCUCGGUUAAAGAAAGGUUUUGGUUUAAGAAUGGACUUCGAGAACAGAUUAAGUUUGUAAACCGAGGUACCACUGUACCAGUAAUGUCUCUGCAAGUGUGAAGCGGGGGUUGGGGCAGAGGGUGCAGGAGGUUAUUGCCGACUUGCUUGAGUUAGCAUAAAAUUCAGCUCCCCCACCUUCCUCCCAACAUUUGUUGGUAACAUGUAUGUUUCUUUCGGUUGUGGAGUGUUUCUGGGUGGAGAGCGGCAUAUAAUAGGCUAUAAGGACCAAGUGAUGUAUGCAGUCUGUGCACAUUUAUUUUGGAAAGCAGUAGAAAUAUCACAUUGCUGAGAAGAUGUGAUUUUUUGUUGUGUUCUAGACAUGCUAAUUAACUAUGUGCCUGGAACUAUGCACUAUGUGCCUGGAAUACCAAUCAUACCAACCAUGGUUGCACAUAAGUAUUGUGACUGAAAAAAAUAGCUGGCUGAAAUACACAAUAAAUCCUUUUCUCUUAAGCCAAUUUCCAGUGUGCAGAUGGCUACCUUAUUUUUCUUUCCUCCAGAAAGGAAGGCAGGACUAGUAGCCGGCAUAGCAUUCUGCUGUGACUCUUCUUGCCUUAAAGUGCUAGUAUCUCUUUUAGAAGUAGGUGGAAGAAUGAAUUAUACAGGUUUCAUAGUGCUUCAUAUUCCACAGGACCAUGAUAACUGCAUGGGUGGUACUAUUCCUACUGCCGCUAUAAUAGUAUAGCUGUAAUCCUGACUAUAAUAGUAGUGUUGAUAUCUUGCUGCUUGAGGGUGAUUGUGACUUGGCCAAAGGUCACCAGAACUCAUUAAAUUUUAAGGCUGCUUUAUUGUUUCAGUGGUCUGGUAAACCUGGAUGAAAGGACGUGGGUGACUCUGUGGUCUAAACCAUUGGGCCUCUUGGGCUUGCCAAUUGGAAGGUCAGCGGUUUGAAUCCGUGCGACAGGGUGAGCUCCCGUUGCUCUGUCCCAGUUUCUGUCAACCUAGCAAUUCAAAAGCAUGCCAGUGCAAAUAGAUAAUUAGGUACCACUGCGGCAGGGGAGGUAAGUGGUGUUUCCUUGCACUCUGGCUUCCACCACAGUGUCAGGUUGCACCAGAAGCGGUUUAAUCAUUCUGGCCACAUGACCUGGAAAGCUGUCUGUGGACAAACACUGGUUCCCUCGUCUUGAAGUGAGAUGAGCGUCACACCCCAUAGUCGCCUUUGACUGGACUUAACAAUCUAGGGGUCAUUUACCAUAUUUUUCACUCCAUAAGGCGCACCUAAUUUUUAGAGGGGAAAAUCAAGAAAAAACAAUGUGUAGCCUGUCUGCUUCUCCCAGAGCUUUUUGGGGCUGCUGGGGGAAGCCCCCCCCCCCAGCCUCAAAGAGCAAAGAAGCCAAGACAGCAAGCAGGAUCCAUCCCGCUGGCUGUCUUGACUUGUGUCUUGGCAGCUAUUCCUGAAGCCUUCGGAGCGCAGCGGGACCUCCCGCUGUGUUCUGGAGGCUUCAGGCGGCUAUCCCUGAAGCCUGGAGAGCGAGAGGGGUCGGUGUGCACCAACCCCUCUCGCUCUCCAGGCUUCAGUGAAAGCAGCGCAAAGCCUCCGGAGUGCGGAGGGAGCGCUCCCUCUGCGCUUCGGAGGCUUUGUGUUGCUAUUGCUGAAGCCAAGGAGCCUGCAUUCGCUCCAUAGGACGCACACACAUUUCCCCUUAAUUUUUGGAGAGGAAAAAGUGCAUCCUAUAGAGCGAAAAAUACGGUACCUUUUUAAACCUGGAUUGCCCCAGCCAUUCUGGGCGACACCAACAAAAUAUUAAAAACACAAGAAAGCUUCAGACAUUAAAAACAUCCCUUCAGAUGUCUUCUAAAAGUCAUAUAGUUGUUCAAUUUAUUUUUGGCUUUAAUGCUCAUGGACAAAUCCAAAGGUUUCUGCUGAAGAACUGGCUAUAUAUGUAUAACAAUUGCAUAGAUAGACUAGAAAUGAUUGAUGGUAGCAGUACCACCUCACAGUCUUGCUAAAAGUUUACAAGGAGGCCUUCUGGGACUUGGGGUGUUUGUGUAAUUGCCCAUUUCUAAAAUUAUAUUGAGAUCACUAGUAAAGAUCAGCUAUCCUUGCUGGAGGACAAGGUCCAAACUCUUCAAAGAGCAUCCUUUUUCCUGGAAUGGCUUUCACCUUCCCCUCAGGUUUUUGCUAGUUAAUAGGGAACCUAAUGUAAAUUGUCAGCAGCUGGGCUGAGGGGGUGCCUUUAAGGGAAAGGUAGAGGGCUAAUGGCAGAACUUUUUUGCACUGCCACUUGCUUUUGGCCUUUCUUUUUGAGGAGAAGCUUCUUCUUUUUUUGCAUAGUCACUGCUCUAGGCUUCCAAACAGGAGGCAGACUUGGAACAGUGUCAGUCAGAAAUGCCAAUGGUGGACUCCUCCAUAGUUGAGUAAAUGCCUUGGCUCACAGAAACACACAUUUCUUUUUGUCCAGUGGCUUCUCAUUUUCAGUACUGAAACGUGUGCCUUCAGUGUUCGAAACUCCCAUUGUUCUAGGCACAAUUUGCCACAGGGAAUUUCAUUAGUGCGAGCUGUUUCUGAGCUCUGGGCACAGUACUGCACCCAAAAUUUCAGAUUGAAACUGCAGAGUGGAAGGAAAGGAGAAGAGACCCUCUUAAUAAUAUUAGGAGGGUGGGCAGGGGAAGGACUAGACCAUGGAAAAAUGAACAUAAUAUUUUAGCUGCAGUUCAUUCAUUUUCAGCUUUGUAUUGUUAUAUAAAUAGCAGGCCAAGACAUUCCAUUGUUGUGCCCAUAACCUAGGUUUAAGGUGCCAUUUAACUCCCUGCUUUCAUAUCUCAAAUACUGUGUGACUUCUCUGUUAAGAGGUUUGAGAAAUGCUACUAUAGUUAACUGGGUAAGGGGAACAGCAUUCAUUAUAAGUGAUUGUGACUUGAGCUGAUUAAUCUGUGUAGCAGAUGGCUCUCAGAGAUCAGAGAGCCAUAUACUGUCAUACCUCAUAUUACGUUUGAUUCAUGAUACGUUUUUUCAGGUUGUGUCCUGUGGCGACUUGGAAGUACCGGAAAGGGUUACUUCUGGGUUUAGCCGCAUGCGCACAAGCACCAAAUUGCGCCAUGCACAUGCACAGAUACGGCACUUCAUGUUGCGGGCUUUUCAUGUUGCAGACGGGCCUCCGGAAUGGAUCCUGUUCGCAACCAGAGGUACCACUGUAAAUCUCGGAUUUUCCAACUGGGGCUGGGUGUUAUAUUGAUACAUUGUUGCAAAACGGUUUGAAGUCCAUAUCAUGAUAUUGGUUUCAUAAUUUUUGACCUGCCAAAAACCCUGAAGCCAGCCAGUGCCUCUACAUAACUCCAUCCUUAUUUCAGACAUCAUGAUUCAUCACGAUGUUGAAACAUUGUGAUAUAUCACAUUGUUGAAAACCAGCUAUCACCCAACCCUACUUCCAACAAAGUGUUUCUUUGAGAUUAGGAUACGGCUAACUCCCUUUUAAGUUGGUGGCCAUUUCUUGUUACAAAUUCCAUAGCUUUACUUCUCACUGUAUGAAGAAGCUCCUUUUGACUGUCUUUGGUGUUCUACCACUCAUUUUCAUUGAAUGAUGAUUGGCUUUAGUAUUAUGAGAGGUGGGGGGAAACCUUUCACUCCACUCUAUGCAUACUUUUGUAAAUCUCUAUCAUAUUUUCUCUUUCUGCUGAGCCUGUUCAUAUUCUGCUCAUUUGAGCUCUGACUACUUAGCUUGAGCUGAGCUGUGGAACUCCUUGUGACAAAGUUAGUCAGCAACAUAAAUUUCUCUAAUUUGUUGGGGUGUAAAUAAUAUUUGAUACAUGGAAUAGAAAGCGUUCCACUUUGUUGAGAGGAAGUCUUCCCAAUAGGGUUGAGAAAAGCAGCAGUGCUCUAAGACGGUGUUCUUCAACCUUGGGUCUCCCCUCAUGUUGUUGCGCUAUAGCUCCUGUCAUCCCUGACCAUUGGCUAUGUCGGCUCAGGAUGAUGGGGAAGCAAGGUUGAAGAAUUGCGCUCUAAGGAGCAUGAAGUUAUUUGAGAGAGAUACUAGUCUGUACUGAUGCUAUCUGCAUUAUUUGGAGAACGGAACAAAAUAUGCAUGGCUGGCUGUGAUCUGUAAUUGCCAUCAGCUCAAAAUGGAUAUCUGCAAGUCUGCUGUCUAUAAUCUCCCUUGCACAGUACUGUUAGGAAGCUAAGAUAAGAGCCGUUGUUAAAAUGGAUGUGCUGAUUUGUGUACAAGACAAAUUUGUGCUACACCCUUCAAGCAACGAUAAAGCCGCUUGCUUCUCUCAGAGCAGUUUGUGAAAGUGGUAAUCCCAAUUUGAUAUCAACUUGGAUGCCCACAAUUCUGCUUGCCAGGGCAGACUAUCUUUUCCCUCCGACUCGCAACAGCCUCUAACAGGUGUUCGCUUGUGCAGUUUGGAUAAGAAAAGAAAAUGGCUGUAAUUUCCUUGUCCUUGAACCAAUGAAGCAAGACCCUGUUGUGUUUGCAGAAUCAGUAGCCAAAAAGGUAGAGACUUGGCUAGUAGCCCAAGCUGAUACUUGUGGAUUAUUGUAUAAGAAGCUAGGAACAGUGGUACCUUGGGUUACAGACGCUUCAGGUUACAAACUCCGCUAACCCAGAAAUAGUACCUUGGGUUAAGAACUUUGCUUCAGGAUGAGAACAGAAAUCGUGCGGUGGCGGCAGUGGGAGGCCUCAUUAGCUAAAGUGGUACCUCAGGUUAAGAACUUCAGGUUAAGAACGGACCUCCAGAACGAAUUAAGUUCUUAAUCCGAGGUACCACUGUACAGUAGUGUCUUAUUCCACCUAGUACUCUUGGAGCAUGACAUUGAGGGGGGAAAUGCAAAUUUAGAGCCUAAGGUUAUUGAUUAUGAAACAAGUUUUCUCUUUCAUGUGACAACCCUUAAGAUAUUUGAAGAUGGCUAUUAGGCCUGGCCAGGGAUGCGGGUGGUGCUGUGGGUAAAACCUCAGCGCCUAGGACUUGCCGAUCAAAAGGUCGGCGGUUCGAAUCCCCGCGGCAGGGUGCGCUCCCGUCGUUCGGUCCCAGAGCCUGCCAACCUAGCAGUUCGAAAGCACCUCCGGGUGCAAGUAGAUAGAUAGGGACCGCUUACCAGCGGGAAGGUAAACGGCGUUCCGUGUGCUGCUCUGGCUCGCCAGAUGCAGCUUGUCACGCUGGCCACGUGACCUGGAAGUGUCUGCGGACAGCGCUGGCUCCCGGCCUGUAGAGUGAGAUGAGCGCACAACCUUAGAGUCUGGCAAGACUGGCCCAUAUGGGCAGGGGUACCUUUACAGUGGUGCCUCGCAAGACGAAAUUAAUCCGUUCUGCGAGUUUCUUCGUCUUGCGGAUUUUUUCGUCUUGCGAAGCACGGAUGCACCCUGGUACUGUAUUAUAAUGGGAUAGCGGGCAAAGCACAAAGCGGGUCGCUCCCCAGCAGGAGGAGUUUCCCCAGCCUGGAGGAUCUGUUGCCGGGAAGAGGCAAAGACACCCCCUCCCACCUCCCCAUGAAAACAGCCCCCCUUCCUCUGUCGCCAAGCCUUGCCGCGUCUUCGCUCCGCCAAACCGCGUCCCACAUCAAAGCCCCAGCCCGCUCCUCUCCCUCUCUCUCCAUGAGGUGCCAAAGGAAGUUUGAGCCCAGGAACCGAGGGCGGACGCACGAAGCGCCCGGCGCGGACUCUCCCUUGCUCCCCCCGUUACCUUGCGCCACGCCGCCGGGCUCCCCACAGUCUCGGCAGCUGCUCCCGGCUUCUUCCCACCCCCGCAAAGGCGCCUUCGCGGCCGCCCAAGCACAGUGGAUGCCUCCUCCUCCUCCUCCUUUGUCCCGCCUCUUCCUGCCUUCGCGCAGUUAGAGCAAAAUGGAGCAGCCACGUGGGGAGGGGGAGAGAGAGAGAGAGAGGCAGAGGCAGAGGCGGCACAGAGACCCAGCCAGAUCCGCUGGAUCCCAGCUCACCUGCCUCCUCUGUGCCCUCUCCAGAAGAGGAUCCCUCUGGAAAAGGUAGGUCGCUCCCCUGCUCGCUCCCUGCCAGCCCAGUUCCCACUUCAAAAGGAAACAAACUCGCAAGACGUUCCGUCUUGCGAAGCAAGCCCAUAGAGAAAUUCGUCUUACGAGCACCUCAAAAACCGCAAAACCCUUUCGUCUUGCGAGUUUUUCGUCUUCCAAGGCAUUCGUCUUGCGGGGCACCACUGUACUUUUACCUUUAUUAGGCCUGGCCAGUGUAUUGAUGCAUCUGAAAAGUUCUCACUCAACCCUCCCACCCAUCCCCAAAAACUCUCAGCUGCACUGCUGGGAAACUACACAGAAUGUGACUGAUUGUGACAUCUGAAUCUGGGCUCAUAGUUUGUGUCUCUCCAAACAAACCAUAAAUACUAGCCAAGAUUUUUGUAAGUCACGUUGAGGCUUUUUUCUUUUUAACGAUCAGAUGGUAUAUAAAUUUUAUGAAACAAAUAAUAAAUUAUUGGCUUACUUUUUGUGGUUUAUUUGGAAAGCAGCAAACUGUGUGCCUCUACCUUGGAUGUCAUGAUAAACCAGAUUGUGUCUUGUUUCCCAGCUGCAUGGCAGCAGUAGGCACUGGGGAGGAGCAGAGUAAGAAUUUGGCUGCUCAUUCACAUUAAACCAUUAAAAAAACAACAACUUCCGUGCUAUUCCAUAAUUUGGUACAAAUGGUGGAUUCUGUACCCAAGCCUACUUUACAUUGUUUAAAAUAUAAACAUUCCUGCUACAUAUCAUGAGCUGUUGGUUCAAGGCAGAACUGAGAACAAAGCUUCCUCUUCUAUUUCCAAAGAACAGCUAUGGACAAUUACUUGGAACAUGACUUUGUCUUUAUGUGGAACAAAUCUUGGCAACCUUCCGCAAUGAGUCAUCCUGCUGUGUAAUGUACUACAAUCUAAUGUUGCCAGUUCUGUGUCUUACAAGACUGUUCCGUUUUUGGAGUUGCCAGUCUGUUAAUUAAGGAGCCACACGAUUCGUUCAGAAUACUCAUAGCACUAUCUAUGACACUUACUCCUGAGCUACUUCCUUUCUGUUAUAGAAUUGAAUGCACACACGUUUUCUGGCCCAGUUGUUCCCAGAACUGUGGUGGUACAUCCUUGAAUUCUUAUCUAAAAGCAUCUAUCCUACCCCACUUUCCUUAAGAUGUCUAGAGCUCCUGGUUUCUCUGGCUGGAGGUAGGCAUCUGUCAGAGUUCCUCAGAGAGCUGAGGUGCAUCCUGGCAAAUAAGAAUACAGUGGUGCCUCGCAAGACGAAAUUAAUCCGUUCCGCGAGUAUCUUUUUUCGUCUUGCGAAGCAACCCGCUUAGCGGAUUAGCGCUAUUAGCGGUUUAGCGGCUAUUAAAGGCUUAGCGGCUUAGCUGCUAAAAGGCUAUUAAAGGCUUAGCGGCUUAGAAAAAGGGGGGGGGAGCGAAAAAAAAUCUCAAGACUCGCAAGACAUUUUCAUCUUGCGAAGCAAGCCCAUAGGGAAAUUCGUCCUGCGAAGCGCAUUGAAAAAUGGAAAACCCUUUCGUCUAGCGGGUUUUCCGUCUUGCGAGGCAUUCGUCUUGCGGGGCACCACUGUAAGGCUUGUGGAGAGGCAGUUGUUGCUACUCUCUUGCUUCUAUCUCCUUCAUGCUUUGCUCCUGGAAGGAUGCUACCUUCCUGUUUUAAAAAGUUGAGUCAAGUGUACACAUUUGUAUCUGCUUAGGUGACAAUCAUAAAGCUCACUGCAACACUAAGUGAAAAUUGUAACAUAUUUUUGCUCUUAUGCAGCUUCUGAAAAUGGUUAUGGCAGGCUGGCAUGCCUUCUUAGCCCUUAGCAGAGCACUUUCAUAGCUAACAUGACAUCAUCCAACCUAUAAAGCAUGCCACUUAUCAACAUAAAGAGUUGGUGAAACAUGAGAAUUGUGGACCCUAUGAAAUCAAUACUUCUUAUUCCUACUUGAGAGCUCUCAUCAGCUCUAAGUUUCCAUGGAGAGCCUGGGGAAGCCCAGAACUUUAAAGCUUCAAUUAGAAAUCACCCAGCAGGUGGCUCUAGAAAUCUCUCCUGCAGUGUUGGGACAGGCUGCAUGCAGAUUCAUGUAACUAGGAGCCUAUUGAGUGGUGAAGUAACUUGCACUGUUUGCAAGUGUGCUUUCAAGAGCUGCUUUUGCAAGGCCGAUACUGAAGUUAGACCUAUGCAGGUACAGACGAGCAGCUACUUAACUCUUUAGCUGCACCUUGCAAAUAAGUCUAGCUUAGACUCUAAGGAACACAAUAUGAAGUUUGCCUUGACCAGAGAUCAUAACAAAAUAUCUUAUUGGACUACCUCAUUUAAAUAUUGCAGUUCCAUGUGACUAAUUAGGGGAAUUUGACAAGCUUCCAAGCCAGUGUUUGCUUAUUAGGCAAAGAGUAGUUUUGGGACUAGAAGUCCACUGAUGUCAGUUGGUAUUCUACCAAAACCUGAAAGGACUCAGAACCUUGUUCUGGCAAUUGGAUUUAUAAAUUUGAGCACUGCAUAUUAUGGAACUGUCUGUGUAGUAGGGAUUGUUGGUAAAUGAUGUAAGCAUUAAGAUGACAGCAUGUUCUGUUAGGAUGCAUAAAUACUGAUUGUUUGGAAUAGAAGUGCAAGGCAUACGCUUCCUUGAUGGGAACAGGCCAGUGUCCAAGAAUAAUCUUGAUCUGGUGAAAUGGGAGUUGGUGAAUUAGCCGAUUUAUCAAAGCUAUUAAAUUGUCUUAAGCCUAUGCUCUGUACUGUAAGUCUCAUAAUCUCCUCUCUUGUAUCUGUAGAUAUGAUUUAAGCACCAUGGAAAAGAAAGAUUAAGAUUUCAACAUGAUUGGAGGCCUAUUCAUUUAUAAUCAUAAGGGAGAGGUUUUAAUCUCUCGAGUCUACAGGGAUGACAUUGGGUAAGUACUUCAACAACAUUUUCACCCUGCUUUCAUUCUGCACCCGCAUCCAAGUUCUUGUAGCUUCUGAGCUGCUGCUUUAACUGUGUAUGCAUGUAGAGAUUGUGUGCUAUGUGUUGCAUCCAGUCUGUGUCUAUUCUGCUACGUCUCUGGGUAUCUCAUGGCUUGAAUCAUUCCCAGUCAAAUGUCCAUCAUGGUAGCGUAGUUGGGAAUAGCUCUCCUUAAAUGCCGUAUUGAUUCUAGUAUGAGGAGAACUUCUUUAGGAUGGUCUCUGAUGGUUACAGGGCUACAGCCAUCAAUGUGACAUUGAUCAUCGUCUGAACAGUUUCAUAGGCUUUAAUUUCUAUAGGAAAGUACUUAAAGCCUAUGAAACUGCUCAGAUGCUGAUCAGUGUCACUUUAAUCAUUGUACUCCUGUGACCAUCACAGACCUGUCUUGAAUGCAGCACCUUGGUGUCUUGGUUCAGAUUCCUGAGUGCUUCUCUGUUGGGUUUAGAGCAUGGUUUAAUUCUAGCUCCCUAGAAGUAUAGCUGGCUUCUGGAUCAGGACUAGAUUUUAGUAUCUUUUUUGUCUCCUACCUUCCUUCAGCUUAAGAAACCGAUGCAUGCUUUGUAGAAUCCUAGAACUUGGCCCAAUGAGUCAACCUUGCAAGCAUUUACUAUAAUUAUGCGCUUCAAGAUUUAUUUAUUUAUUUGGUCUAUAUACUACCCUUUAUCCAAAGAUCCCAGGGUGUGUACAACAUUAAGAACAUACCUUACACAGUAUAAUAUUAAAAACAUAAUAUAGUACUGAAGGAGCGUCUCCACCCCCAUCGUUCUACCCGGACACUGAGGUCCAGCACUGAGGGCCUUCUGGCGGUUCCCUCACUGCGAGAAGCCAAGUUACAGGGAACCAGGCAGAGGGCCUUCUCGGUAGUGGCGCCUUCCCUGUGGAACACCCUCCCACCAGAUGUCAAAGAGAACAACUACUACCAGGCUUUUAGAAGACAUCUGAAGGCAGCCCUGUUUCGGGAAGCUUUUAAUGUUUGAUGUAUUAUAGUAUUUUAAUAUUCUUUUGGAAGCCGCCCAGAGUGGCCGGGGAAGCCCAGCCAGAUGGGCGGGGUAUAAAUAAUAAAUUAUUAUUAUUAUUAUUAUUAUUAUUAUUAUUAUUAUUAUUACAUAAUAGUAAACAGCAUAAUAAAAUAAUCAUAAAAAACAACAACCCCAGCCCAGCCCUCAAGCCUGCCUUGAUGUUGUGCCACAUACCUGGGUGGGCACAACUGGCUGAGAGCAACUCCACACUUUUCACCCACCAAGGGCUCAGAGACUUACAAUUGCUGUAGAGUAGUGGCCUACUCUCUGUUCUGCUUGUCAGGGCUGCUUUGCCUUCCCUGUUACAGCCCUUGUUCCAGCAAAGGAGGAAUCUGAAGCUCCUGAUUGUUCGCUUGAAGACCUACCCUAACUUGCUGCACAUCUGAUGGCAUGUAUGAUGCUUGGUGUAGUGCAGCUGAGCAUGGCUUCCUCAGAAUGGUCUCAUGGGCCAAAUUGGGAAGCAUGGUGGGUCAGUUUUGGCCUAGGGGUCUGAGUUCCCUGCCCCUGAAGUACAAGUUUAGCAUAGUUUCCCAUAUCUCUGCUUCAGACUUGGGCCUACUAUGGUGUUUGGUGUCUGAUCUUUUCUGUUAUGCUUUAGGCAGCAGGACCUUGGAUCCCUUUGGUGUCUGUUGGUCUCAUAACCUGUUACUGUUAAGCACUGUUCUGGCAGAAGCUGUAGCCUUUAAGUGCAUAAUUAUAGUCUUAAAGAUGAGUUUUUCCUCUUAAGGAAAGGUAAAAUCCGGUUCUUAAAAUCAAGAAAAAAUCAUAACCAUACAUUAAAACAUACAAAAGAAAGAAGAAAGGUAAAUACUUCUUUACUAGUUAUAGAUUUGUGAAGUAUAGCCACACUCCAGUAGCUGGCAGAUGAGACGUAAUAGAAAACAUUCUGCACACCAGAUGAGGGAAAGUAAAAGUCAAAUUCUACAGCUACAUAACUUCUCAGGGAGUUACUGUAUUUUUAAUGAAAAGAGUGCAACUAUAACUUACAUCCAAGGCCACACUGUCAAAUGAGUUUUUUAUUUUGCCUGCAGUGUCUUAUUCUGGAUCUUCUGGGCAGCUGCAUGUUCAGCUACUGUACCUAGUCUCCAAAAUAUCACUCCUCAUAUCAGCUCAGUGUAAUGCAUAAUGCAUUAUGCGUGAAUGUGUCUUAACUUUGUUCCUAGCCUUGGAAAUUUGUGCUUUAACGCUUGGAACAUGGCACCUGACGCUUAAGCAUGGCUCUACCCCAGGAGCUCAUGCUAAACUGGUUCUCAUCUCUUUUUGUAUAGAUAAUGUAAGCCUCACUAUUCAGGUUUGUAAAUAGCAACUUACCCAUUACCUGCGGCUAUUUUAUCCCUGCCAGGAGUCCUUACAAAAGUUGUUAAAGCAGAAAGUUGUUGGUAUAUGUGGGAUAAGAGGUCACCUACUUCUUGUGGACUGAUAAAGCUGGAUCAAAUUUAUUAUGAUGAGCCCAGCAUUCACUAUUACCUAUUUGCCAGAAAGUUGGUGCAUUAUUUUUUUUUUUGUCUUGUCAAAGUGCCCCUUCUGCCUCCUGAAUGGUACAUUAAACUAUUGGUUUUGGGGAGGGGAAGGGGUUUGAAACCUGUACACUAUGGACACACAGAAUAAAACUUCAAAUGACACCUUUAUCUGGUGCCUAGACAUGAUCAGGGUGACUAAUGUAGACUGUGGAUUGGUCACAGCUCAAAUUUCUAAAGACAAAGAGGGCUAAUAGUAGCAUGCCUAGCUGCCUGCAUGAGCUUGGAACUUCUGCACAGCUUAUUACAGCUGAUCUGUGCUGGCAUCUUCUAUCACAGGACUCUCAAUCCUCUUCUCAUAGGAGGGCUGUGAUAUGAAACUAGUUAACUAUUUUGAAACAUGUUUCCCUUUAACUAUUUUUAAACACACUUGGCUGCAAAGGAUUGGGGCAGAGCUUUAAAAACCUGUAACACUUGUGGCCAGUCUCAAGUGGAGCUUCUGGCUUUCAUUGAACAGCAUGUGUCUGCCUAAUAUGUGAAAGUAAAUUCCAUGAACUUCGCAUGGUUUAAACAGUGUAAAAAUUAGUGAGUCAAAUUAAGAGUUCUGGAUUUUGUCUGAGAGCUUUGUACUGUACAUAUCACAGUUAACACUUUAAAAAAAAACACCUUAUGCAUGUAUAGAGAAGUGGGGUGUAAUUUACACAGAUCCUGUUGCACGAUUAUGUAUCGAUACAAAACUAAUACAGCUAAUCCAGGAUAUGUAGUAUGGGAGAUAAGCCCUACCUGCUAUUCUUGGGUGCAUCUGGUGCAUUAUGGAAGUGCUACAAGUAGAAAAUAGAUGAUUGAAUCUUGCUAUUAAGCAGCCUGCUUGUCAAAGCGGAAGCUGCAAGGAAGCAGGGUUGCUGACUAAGCCACAAUUGGGCCAAAUGAUAGUGAGAUGGGAAGGAAUGUGCAUGCUUGCAACACUUGUCCAGAUAAUGUUGUUAUUUCCCAAUAGAUUCCACACUAUUAAUAACUCUGUCCAGGGCAGCAAAAUAAUGUAACAAUGUUAUAAGCCUCACUUGGCAACAGAUUUGUUAGAUAACUCCAUCUCUUUGCUGAGAUAUAAUUUUCAUUCUUGGAACAGCAAGUCCCAAGUGACACUCCAGAAGCCACUGAUGCAGAAUUGGCUGCAGUUCUAAACAAAAGUGAUGCCACUACUAAGUUUCUACUUGCAGAUUUUAGUAUUACAAGCAGGUGUGGGGAGCAGAAUUUAUCUGUGCUGGUGUCUUGCAGAGAACAUGCAAGGAUCUAUUGCUGCUAGCCAUGCCUUUCCUAGUUUCUACAGAAGGAAAGCUUUAUUGGGCAAAUCAUAACUUCUGUUAUCCAUGAAAUGUGUUUUCAUGCAUUGAGGACAAAUUACCAGAGCCAUGUGGCUUUGGAAUGUUGACCUAGUAUGCCUAUAUAACAGUUCGAUAAAGCAAUGUCCUGAAUUACUAUACUGCUCAUGCAAGACUUCUCUGGUCAGGUUUGUAGUAUGCAUGGAUCAUGUCUGUCUAGUGUGCAGCAGUGAUCUUCUAGCUGCAUGUUGGCUUGGCAAAAAAUAAAAAAUAUUGCAGUACAGACAAUCAUAUUAGGCAGCUAUGAAGUUUGGGUACCGAUCCGUCAUUGUAUUUCCUCAUUAGCAUUGCUGCCAGAUACUGAAUUUUGAGAACUUGCCCCUUCAGUAGCUUUCAAGAAUCUGUUCCAAAACAUAACUAGCAUUUAGGUAUUUGUAUUUCUACCAGUUUAUCUCAGUUAGAGCACACUUGUUCAGAUUAGGAUAUAUUUCAGUGCAUUGACUACUUCAAUGAAGUAUUCUUUAGGAAAGGACAUAGAAAUAUCUGAUUGCAGCCACCACUUUUAGAUGGACAAGGAUGUGGCAAAGGAUGUGUAGGCUAGAUAUAGGCUGCUCUGUCCACAACAGCACACUGUCUUCUUCUAAAUGGUAAUAACAGAAUCUGAGCAUAUUCUAACUUGAACUUGCAUAUGUAAAGUUGCUGCCUUAAACAUCAAAGGAAGUGAGGCUUUACAACUUGCUACUUGAAUUCUUUUAAAAUUUGUGUUUCUUCAUAUUGCAUUUGCAUAGCAGAGUCAGAAUGGCUUGAAAAGUGGAACCAUCCCUCUGAAUCUUCAGUUGAUGUAGAAAUUGUCAACUGGGGCUAAGGGCAAAGAAAAGUGUUUGGCAGGGACUUUCAAAACUCGAAGUAUUUGUUCCAGGAGUACUUGUUAUAAAUAGGAUGAGGCUGCACUCAUAGAAACAGAGUAAUUUAUUUCAGUUGGUGGUUUUGUGCCUCAAAGGACUUUCGAGAACUGGCAGGCUGAUGCUUCCCAUCUCCUAAAGCAGCCGAGUUGGCCUCCAAAGUUGUAAGAUGGACUUGAAAGCUAGCUAAUAAUGCAAACUCUAAAACAUUCUGAGCAUGAAUGUUGGCAUUCAAGUUUCUGCAGCUGAGGACUAGAAAUAGUUAAAGCCAAAGCAAAGCAGGCUAUUAAAAGUGUGGCCAAAGGCUAAUUCAAGCUUUGGCUUCCUUGUCCCAUAUUUUAUCAGUGGCAUCAAGUGCCAUGAUCUGUAGCUGUCUCUUGACCUUGGGUUCUCCAUGAACAGUGUUAAACCUGUAUGUUUUGCUGCCCCUGUAAGAGCUUCAGCUGCUGCUGCCUAGGGAAUUUAAGUACCACUUUGAAACUUGGGAGUGGGAGGGGGUUGCUGUCUGUCGUCUCUUCUUUCUUUUCUUUCUUUUUGUUCAGAUUCAUUGUGCUUUGUGUGUGUAUGUGUGUGUUCUAACCUUUCUCUUGUUGCUGUCACUCCUCCUUUUUCUUCGCUGGCGCCAUUUCUGUUCAUCCCAUCUCAUUGGCUGCUGUAGCAAUAGGUAAGAGAUGUAUGGCAGGAUGUAAUGGGCACUGCAGUAUGGGGGAACUGAUUUGAUAUAGCAAAUUUAAUAGUAUGGCCAAAGUCACUGUAGUAUUACAUCAAAAGCAUAUGUUAACAUUAAUGCAAAUAGUCUGGCCCAUUUCAAAGCAACUCAGCACCCUCCCAGUUUAAGAGGUUGAAACCUACAGACUCUUAAGUCGCUUGUAUAACACAUUGUCUGACCUCAAGAAAACUGGUGUAUUGAGAAGCUAUGUACACCUGAGUCUCCUCCCAUUAUUCUUAGAGCUAGUAUUACUUGAGCAGAUCCAUCACGUAGUAACGAUGCAAAAGAAGCUUGGAAAGUGCUCUCUCUUAAGAGUGAAGCAGACACAUAUAACAUCUGUCUGCAGCACUAAAGGCAGUUUGGAGCUCUGAGUAGAGCAGGCAGCUGAGCACCAAAGUUUCAACAAAUCAGGUGUUCUGUCUUUCUGGCUUCACCUCUCUUGGUUUUUCCUUCAGUAUUCUUCCCUGUCAAAAGGCAGAUCUGGGAGGCUUUGGAGAAGAUAAACUUGUACAUUUUAUAGUGCUCUAUCCUUGCCUUGCUUUAUUUAUUACACCCUGCCCUUUCUCCAAUGUGCUCAACGUAGUUUGGAAGGUCUCUCUCUCACCUCCCAUUUUAUCUUUGCAGUCCUGUGAGGUAGGCUAAGCCAAGCAGGAGUGACUGUCCCCAGGUCUCCCAGUAAGCUUGGUUUCUGAGUGGGAAUUUGGGCCUGGAUCUCCCUGGUCUUACUUGGCACUCUAGCCAUGAUGCCACACAGACUUGAUUUGAGUUUGGUGGAGCAUGUAUAUUGCAACAGACUCUCAUUCACUACUGCAACAAAUAUUCAGUAUGCAUUGGCAGAUGCAUGGAUGAUGAAGAAUGAUGUGCUUUGGUACCUGAAAGCAUUAAAUGGUAACUAAAAGGUACUGCUUUGAAGUUUCUUACCAUAGCUGAAAGGGACCCAGUAAGUUCCCUGGGAAGUUCCCUGUUGUUAACAUUCCCAUAGAUGCUUGCAGAGCUUCCUGAUUGACGAUCUCCCCAGGGUGGAGAUUCCUUGCCCUCCUGGGCAGCUUGUUCCACUGCUGAAAUUGCUCUUACACCGACAAGCAGUUGCUUCAUGUGCAAUAUAAUAUACUGUUGUUCUGUCCAUAGUGUUGCUUAGAGCAGUGCUUUUCAACUUGUGAUACUUCACCAUAUGCCUGGCUGUUCAAGUGUCAUUAGUUGAAAAGCGCUGAUUAAGAGCUAAAUUUUCCAUCUAUUUAAUAAUAAACUUGGUAUAGACUAUACAUGUAAACCAGAUUAAAUCCUUAAGAAGCAUGCCUUCUGAAGUUGGAGGAAUAGGUCAGCAUGCCUAUGUCUGUCAACAACACUUUGGUUUCUUCAGCAGAGAUAUAGGUAAACAACUUGGUGGGAUAGUAUGUAUCCUGUCUGCCUGGUGCUUUUGGUCUCUCACUCUUGUCUUCCUGCCACAUUCCAAUUCUCCAGGCGGAAUGCAGUGGAUGCCUUCCGGGUCAAUGUCAUCCAUGCACGGCAGCAAGUGCGCUCACCUGUUACCAACAUUGCCCGCACCAGUUUCUUCCAUGUCAAGCGUUCCAACAUCUGGCUGGCUGCUGUCACCAAGCAAAAUGUCAAUGCUGCCAUGGUCUUUGAGUUCCUCUACAAGAUGUGUGAUGUGAUGACAGCCUAUUUUGGAAAGAUCAGUGAAGAGAACAUAAAGAACAACUUCGUGCUCAUCUAUGAGCUACUGGAUGGUGAGGAUGAGCCGUUCUGACUCAAUGCUGGGGGGCUUGUUUGCAGUAGAUGCCCAGAACUUUCACUAUAAAUUUGGGGUUGCCAGUAUGGGCUAGCAGGUGUUGGGCAUGUUGUUGAUGUAAACAUUCAGGUUUCCCAAGUGCUUAGCCAGAUGGGCGGGGUAUAAAAUAAUAAAAUUAUUAUUGUUAUUAUUAGCCUUGCAAUAACUUUCCAUUUAAUGCUAAAUGCUAAAGUUAUAACGAGCUGGUGCAGCUGGGAAAACUUUGAGUUGGGUGUAGCCCACCGCAAGCACUUCAUUUUCUCUGUACAGUAGUUUGCUUCUGCUUUGUAUUUAAUUCUGCAUAGAGUUUAAGAUGGGGAGGUUACCUUGUCUUCUUCCAUCAAGUGAAUGAGAUGACACAGUCAUCCUAGCUUUGUAACCAAGAUUUCAACUCAUAAUGUGUGCUUUGUUUGUAGAGUUUGUAGAAUUAAGUUGCAGACUGAAGACUUUAUUUAAUGCAGGGUGUGUGUAGUACAAAUACCACUUGUUUGGGAGGUAGAACUCUGCUGAACAGCCUUAGCUUACACUAACUCCAUAAUUGUCACUAGUGUACUUAUAGAAAUUCUGCUUUAAUGAAAGUCUCAUGGCUUGACUAGUCCCUAACUUGCACCAAGGAGACAAUUGGCUGCAUCUGAAUUUGCUGCUCUAACUGCAACCUUCCGGUUGGCACCCCUAAUUCUGUUCCUGCUGCAUUAUUUGACCAUUCUGAUGCAGGGACUCUGCAGAACUACCUGCCCUCAGAUUAGACACAUCGUGGAACAUUUCACAUACAGAAAGAUGUGAUUAGGUUUGCGAGGGCAGGUAAUUCUUCAUAUUACAUGCUUUAAAAAGUGAACCAUGUGUUCGAAAAGCAAACCUUUUCAGGUGAAAAGUGAAGUGUGCUUGCAAUUUUAAUUCAGGGAAAAAUAUAGACCCUCAUUUAACAGUCUGGUAAGCCUUGGUUUAAAGAAACCUUCUUAACAGCUGCUACUGAGAGAUGUUUCAGUUCAACUCUAUUCCCACAGGCUAUCUACUACUCAAAAGGUUCAGUACUUUCAUUUACAAAGUGGCAGAUGUUCACUUUAGUUCUUAAUGCUGGCCUUUCUGUGAUCCAAAGAAUGUAAUUAAGCUUCCUUAGUUCCCAAAUUCUGUGGUCAUGGUUUAAUUACUGCUGUAUCAAUGUGACAAAGAUAGUGGAAUUCCAGGAAUGGCACCAGUGUGCUGGAAUUUAUGAGCCUGGUUCCUAAAGCUUCAUUCAAGCCUGUCUGGUAGAGAGAGUGGGAAGGCUUUCUAGAUCUUCAGCUUGCUGGAGUGUAGCAGGAAGCAGGUCCUCAAGCACAGUGUCACUUCCUAUUUGUGUUGCAGAUCUGGAUCCUGAGAGGCAGCUCAGAGGGUGGGGUUGGGUGGGGGCAGCUAAUGGCAGUUUUCUUUUUCCCAAGCCUGGCUGGUCGGCCUGCCCUGCGACACCUGCUACUCUGCUGUUAUUUUUUUAGGUUUUGAUUUUUAUGGUAUGCUCAUGCGAAAAUCAAAACCUAAAGAAAACGCUGCAAAGAUAGAUUAUUCUGCUGCUGUUGGAUAAUCCUGCUUCAGAGCAGGUUCCCUUGGAUGUCUGGAUUCCAUCCUGUUAAGUGGACUGUCUGUCUUACCUUUACUGCUGCAGACUAUAGGGCAGCUCCGUGGGAUCAAUGUCGAACAUGAUUGCAGUUGGUGUGGGGAAUUGGGUGGUUGCUUGUCAGCGUGAGCAAAGGCUGCAGUUGAUGCACCAAACUUUCUGGUGGUUGCCUUUUCUCUGAUAACUCUUUACCCCCUUCUGUAGAAAUCCUGGAUUUUGGUUACCCUCAGAAUUCCGAGACGGGGGCCCUGAAAACCUUCAUAACUCAGCAAGGAAUCAAGAGCCAGGUAAAAAAUGGGAAAGAGGGUAGGAAGAGUUGGGAUAUGGGGUGUGCACUUUUCUGUACAUGAUUAGUUAGAGUGACCACAGACUCUCAAUGACUGUGACAGAAAAUGGCUAUUUUUAAAACAUACUAUGCCCUUUUAAAAUGUGGUUCUUUUUUGGGGGGGGUUAUUUGGUUGCUGUUUUUAUUUUGAUUAUAUAUAUUGUGGUUUUAUAUGUUCUUGUUUUGUGAAUGCCCUGUAAUGACUCUCUGGCGUUAGCAAUUGUAUCAAAAUAAGCUGAGAUGCUGACUAAAGACUAACACUGUUGUAAUAAACCUAUGUGAGAAAGCGACAGAUCUUCUGCCCUUGGUCUCUUAGUAUAGGUGGAAAGAUAAGAAUGAGAUAUGGCUUCAAGUUACAAGAAAGGAGUUUCCAACUAAACAUCAGGAAAAACUCUGACAUUAAGAGCUGUUUGACAGUAGAAGGGACUCCCUUGGGAGGUGGUGGACUCUCUCCCCUUCCUUGGUUUUUCAGCAGAGGUUGGAUGGCCAUCUGUCAUGGAUGCUUUAGUUGAGUUUCCUGCAUUGCAGGGGGUUGGACUAGAUGACCCUUGGGAGUAUCUUCCAACUUUACAAUUCUGUGAUUCUAUUUUUGGAGUGGAGGGCAAGAGAAGGAUGUUGGAAAUGGUCAGAAGCACAAGACUGGAGCAGAACUAUAGCACUGUAAUUCAAAUGAUGCUUCAGAAAUUAGUUCAAGGUGGCAUAUGGAAGGAGUCAUGAAAAGUGGCAUGUUUUAUGCUGUAAGUAAUCUGGGACAGAUUAAGUAUAGAUAAACAGGGCUUGUAAAUUGGCCAAAAGAUUUGACCUGCACUAAUACUAGUGGUGCCUGUACAGCCUCCAUGCAAUGAGUCCUGGACAGUAAUUUGGCAUGCUGUCAUGAGGUAACAGGAAUGUGGUUGAUGUGUAGAUAAAAGGCUGCCCUAGAACAGGGGGACUAGUGAAGAGUUGUCACUGUGGGCAGCUGAUAUGGAUGAACAGUCUGGUGCUGGGAAAGAGCAGUGGAGACCAGAUUCAUAUUGCUGCUCGGCAGGUACCUUUGGGAUAAUCAGUGGCCAGUUUUGGAUGUAGUAUUAAGCCAGCGAUGGGGAAACUCAGGCCUGGGGGCCAAACCCUGCUGGCCUCAGUCUGUUUCUAGGGACUCUGCCCCCCACAAACCCCCUUCUCAGGCACACCCCUCACCUGCCUUACUUUGCACCCGCCUUCAAUUUUUUUUACUUGGCUAGAAUGUGUCCUUGAACUCUCUCGUAAUGCCUCUUGCUAGCCUUCCUAGAGAAUAAAGAGAGGUGUAUGAGUCUCUCUAGAAACUAGCCUGCUGUUCAGAGGUAAACUUGACAUUUGCUGUUCCGCCUUGUUUGCCCACCACUGGCAUGUUACCCACCUCCUGGAUACCAGAUGUUGUCAAAGACAUGGGUGGCCAACAUGCCAGCCAGUUUUGAGAGGUGGAGUGUGUUCUGGUAUUGAUAUAGGCAUGGAGUUGGGUCAGGAUGUAGAUACUUGCCAUGUCCACCCCCAUCGUUUAGCCCGGACACUGAGGUGCAGCACCGAGGGCUUUCUGGCACUUCCCUCACUGUGAGAAGUGAAGUUAGAGGAAACCAGGCAGAGGGCCUUCUCGGUAGUGGCACCCGCCCUGUGGAACACCCUCCCAUCAGAUGUCAAGGCAAUAAGCAACUAUGUUACUUUUUAGAAGACAUCUGAAGGCAGCCCUGCUUAGGGAAGUUUUUAAUGUUUGAAGUUUUAUUCUGUUUUUAAUACUCUGAUGGAAGCUGCCCAGAGUGGCUGGGGAUACACAAUCAGAUAGGUGGGGUAUAAAUAAUAAAUUAUUAUUAUUAUUAAGAAGAAGAAGAAGAAGCUAGCCUGUGGUCUGAAUUGAUCCAUUGCCAUGUGUCAAGUCACAUGUGAAUGGACAAAUGGUCUCUCUCUCUCUCUAUAUAUAUAUAUAGGUUGUAAAUUUAAGAGGAAAUCAUCCUCUAUUUCUGAUGCUUCUCUCAAGGGGCAGAUACUUAGCUUAGUACAGCAUUUUCUGUCUCCAGCUCACCUGAGUUGCAGAGGCAUCCAGGCAAUCUGGCCUUGAGUCUCGCCCUGCAGUCCUGCCUGUUAGAUUAUUUAUUCCCCAUUGCUGGCAUUCUCAGCCUAGUCUAGUCCAGCCUUUCUCAACCUGGUGCCCUCCACAUGUUUCGGUCUGCAGCUCCUACCAGCUCUGCUCAAACCAAGUUGAGAAGGCAGGUCUACUAGAAGACUCCUCCCUCGGCCAGGCUUAUUAACCGAAUAGAUGAGCAGCUUUGUAGAACCUGAGAUUGUCCUGAGCAUAACACUCUUCUCUCUUCCUCCUUCCCUCCCACUGACCUGCUUGGCUCCUAACCCUGUAUGUGCUGCGCUUGCUGCUAUGCAUCUGUUUUUCUCACUCUGCGUGUGACUGGUGGACCUGCCUAUAGCAUCAGGUAGGAAAAUUUGCAAUUCCUCCCAGGUCCUUCCAAAGGGGCACCAGUUAUGAGACGGUUCUGAAACGGGGACUGACCAGUGGCCUUGCACUGCAUGAAUGAUUGUAGAGUCUUUUUGGGAUGAAAAACCAGUUGAUUGGGCGGAGUGGGCAGUGACCCUUGCUCUGGCAUAACUACAUCUUCAGCCUCCUUGUAGUAUUCAAAUUGUGUUUCCUUGUCGUACUCCUGGCUUGCAAGUGCCUGCUUCCAGAGCACAUACGAGGGCAGAGUGCACUUUCAAUUGUAACAUUUCCAAACCCAAUGGGGGUGUAACUUUGAAAUCUUGACCCUUAGAACAGAUGCACCUAAGAACUUACCUCCUUUCCUAGUUGACGUGACUGAUGUUCUCCACACUGAUCUGCCCACUGGCCCCUUGGGUGUUCAUAGAAUAAAUGGGUAGUGGUUGCAGGUAUGUCUAUUUGUAGCAAGUUUAUUGUCAUGCAGGGCAAUCUUCUGUUGUUGGUAGAGUUUGCCCGUGACAUAUUGGGCUCCUAAAAGCAUGUAUGUUCUUUGUCCUUCAGACUAAGGAAGAGCAAUCUCAGAUUACUAGCCAGGUAACUGGUCAAAUUGGCUGGAGGCGUGAAGGGAUCAAAUAUCGUCGCAAUGAACUCUUUUUGGAUGUGCUGGAGAGUGUGAACUUGCUGAUGUCACCACAAGGUAAGUGCAGCAAAGGGGCUCCUAUUCUAGUGAAAUAAAGGAAGGAGGUUGAGGGUGAUGACACUUUCUUCUCUCCUGCUUUAGCAGUUGUUCUUUCUGCGUUUCUCUCCAGGUCAGGUAUUGAGCGCCCAUGUCUCUGGCAGGGUGGUGAUGAAGAGCUACCUGAGCGGAAUGCCAGAAUGCAAGUUUGGCAUGAAUGACAAGAUUGUAAUUGAGAAACAAGGCAAAGGGACUGCGGAUGAAACAGGGAAGAGGUAGGGGUGGGGGCUGACUGUGGGCCCCAGUUGGCACAGCUGAACUUUGUGUGUCUUUCUGCCCUGUCUUGCUCCCUUCUCAUUUGGGAAGCCACUCUAGCUUUCUUGAGGGUGAUUGUUCCUGUUUUACACCCUGCUGAGACCAGAACCACUUUUGUUUAUAACCCAUUUCCAGUAAGCUAGUCGAUUGUUCUCUAGACUUGCUGCUGCUACUUCCAAAUCGAUGAUGUUUUGAAUGGGAGUGAGAACAGCAGAAGGUAUAAAUAGCGAAUCUUGAUUUAACGAGGUACCAAGCAAAGCUGAUUUUUCAUUCCACUCAACAUUCCCCUAUUGUUGGCUUGGCCAAUUAGCAAACUAUCCUAAUCUAGUGUGUAUUAUAUGUUAUGAGCCUGUAAAUGAAGAGCCAUGAAAUUGCGUCCCUUCCCGCUGGGCUAGCUAGUCUGUGGAAUGAAUGGGAGUGGUGGGGUGGAAUAAUGCCACAACCAGCAUUGGUCUGCUUCUCCCUCCACGUGUCAGCUUCAACCAAAGCAUAGCUGUCCGUGGUCUUGUCAGUUUUCAAAUGGACCACCUGGGGUGGUGCAGGCUGACUGGCUCUGAGGCCCUCCUUACUCCCUGAUAACCACUUUUGUUAAUGAAUUCUUUUUUUUUCCUUUUUGUGUUCUGCUGACUCCAGUGAAACAGGAAGGUAGAUAACCUGCUUACUGCUGUGUGCACGCACUCCUCACCCCUUCCCCAUCUUUUUGCUUUGUGUGACUUGUGCAUGUGCCACCAUCUUUAGACACUUCCACACAGGUCAUGCCUGUGAUUGAAGGCUGAGCUGCCACUUGCCUGUUCUAGGGAACAAAGCCCACUACAAAGUGUUGCUGUCCCAUCAGGCUGGUCUGGGGACAGUCCUGCGCAAGCUGGGCGAGUUUCAUAAGGCUUUAUAGUAGGGGUUACUACUCCUGGCGAAGGCUGUGGUUGGCUUCUUGCAUUUAGCAGAGUAGCCAGAUGGCGCAGGAACUCCUUCCUCCUCCCAGGUACGAAAGCAGGUGGGGAAACCCAUGAGAGAAGUUUGAAUAGGAAGAUGAAUCUAAAUAUGGUUUUAUUGUGAUAACAGUGGGCAGAGAAGUAAAUUCAUUGGGCUGUGGGAAAAUUACUUUUCUUCAACACUGCAUCAUAUGUGUGUGUGAGAGAGCCUGAAUUUCAAAGAGAUAUUCCCAGUAGAAUGCAAGAGACAAGUUGCCAAGUGAAGCCUUUACCAAACCCUUUCGGCAAAAGAUACUGGUCAGGCUGUUCAGCCAGCUCCCUCUUGAAACAAAGCCUGAACCAUAUAAAUAUGAAGCAAGCUGUUUCCUAUGCCCAUUCCAUGUCUUGGGCACCCCCUUCUGUACCCUGUGGCCCGGAAGCAACCCUUCUGUACUCUGGCACACCCUCCUUGAAUGACGUCUGUGUCUCGAGUGUCAUUCGCUUGAUCCCAUUCAACACUUGCACUAGCCAAGAGUUGCAAUGAGAUCUUGGUGGUGUUGGAUUGUUCCUGGAGUUUUUCUUCUACAAGUGGCUGCGGGGAGCCUCCCCUGCCUCUUUCAGCAAAAGAUGCAAAAAAGUGAGACCUCACUGGAUGCUGUAAGUCACCACUAAACUCCAGUGACUUUGCUGAUCUUUUAAGCCUGCUAGAGAGGAAAUUUUCUGGCCCCCAAGUCCUUUCUGGUACAUGGAAAUGCAAAGGUUGGAGGGCAAAGAGCUCCUUCCGCCUUGUGUUGCUUAAUGGUCUGAACAAAAUCCCUCUUGUAGGGUUAUGUUGCUUCUUCCACCCAAAGGGCUUGGGCAGGGCAGACUGGACUCCAGUCUGCCAGAUGAAGUGUUAUGGGCAGAGCAGGAGUGAGCCUUGUAUAGCGAUCACUGGUGGGCUGCUGGGGAAAAGCCUAUUACUUGAGUCUUGAUGGAUAGCCAAACAGCCCUACUGCCUGUGAGGGAAUCGGUUGGCUCCAGUUGCUCUCCUCUCUGCCUCGUUUACUUCAUAAUUCCUUCUGUGAUGGCAAAGUGCUCCGUAGAGUAGUCUCAUUGCAGCUGAUAGCCUGAGUACUGCUGCAGCCUCAGAUGCAUGCCAGCAAGUGCUUCUGAUUGUGACUCUGCUUGUGUUCUUGUGCCGUAGCGGGAAGCAGUCGAUUGCUAUUGAUGACUGCACCUUCCACCAGUGUGUGAGGCUCAGCAAGUUUGACUCGGAGCGGAGCAUCAGCUUCAUACCCCCAGACGGCGAGUUUGAACUCAUGAGGUAUGGCUGGUGGGAAUAGGCUGCUGCACAGGUUUGCCUCUGCCUUGGCUGCCAUAGGGGAAUCAUUGGGGGGGGGGGGGCUCCCUGCAAGUCACAGCUAAGUAUUUUUCACUUGGUCACUUGCAUUUUUGAGUACAGAACUGGCACAAGGGGUGGAGCUUAUAACUAUUGCAUUGAUCGUGAGGUGGUGAUGAUUGACACUUUUCUGCUUGAGACAUUGGAGGCCAAAUGGUGCCUAAAGAUAUAUAAUGAAGGCGCCAGGUAAACCUCCCUGGGGAGAGCAUUCCACAAAUGGGGAGCCACUGCGGAAAAGGCUCGUUCUUGUGUUGCUGCUCUCUGGACCUGUUGUGGAGGAGGCACAUGAAGAAGGGGCUCAGAUGACAAUUGCAGGGUCUGGGUUUGUUCAUAUGUGGAGAGGUAGUCUUUGAGUUAUUGCGGUCCUGAGCGGGCUAAGGCUUUAUAGAUCAAAACCAGCACUUUGAAUUGGGCCCAGAAACUAAUUGGCAGCCGGUGCAGUUGGGCUUUGAACGGAAACUCUGUUUCCCUCUCCCCAAUAAAUGUACAUAAGCUCCACUGUUCUCAGCACCUUUUUGCCUGCUGGAAAUAGAUGUGGCUGCCUUUUCAGGUUUUUAAAUUGCAUUUUCAUUUAAUUGUUCUGCAAAGUAGACUGAGAGCAGUUUUUAACUUAACUGUACUUAACACCUGCUCUGUCCAUUAUGUCCUCUUUCCUUUCAAAAACUAACAAGUGGUUUAGCAUCAGGCUGUCCUUUCAGAUCAAGUGUCCUCUCAAGGAGCGGAUUUGCAGACUGUGGCAUGGCCACCCUCUGUUUCUGUAAGCGAAAGCAUAUCUGUUUCUCUUCUUGUCACCAUCCAGUGGUGAGACACUGGGAUGCCUUCCCCUCCAUCCACUAAAGGAUAUUAAAUCUUGACUCUCAGGUAUCGAACCACUAAGGACAUUAUCCUGCCCUUCCGUGUGAUCCCCCUGGUGCGGGAGGUGGGCCGCACCAAGCUGGAGGUGAAGGUUGUGAUCAAAUCCAACUUUAAGCCUUCCCUCUUGGCUCAGAAGAUAGAGGUAAGUGCAACAAGGGCAUCAGGUUUGCAUAAGAUGCAGCAGUAUGUUGUAGUGGUGUUGGGAGGGGGCUUCUGUGGAAGGAGUCACUUCACCUCCAACUUGUUAGCCUAUGAAAGAUGGGGGCAGGGGCUGUUGUCCCUGCUUUUCCCUCUUGGUGCCUGAGUAUAGAUGCUGUCAGGCCUUUGCAAAGCCUUUGCUUUUUCUGAAGAUCAGAGUGCUGUAACUGUCCUUGGAUAUGAUGCAGGUUUUGGCUGGAUAUGCUUGCACUGCAACAGAACCACACUGCUAGUACCUGAGCAUGGCUACAGUCUUUUGGCAUACAUUUCACUAUCGAUGGCAAAGUCAGCUGCUCCUUAUGUGUCCUGGACUGUUUGUUGACAAACGGGAAAAGUUCUGUUGAAAUGACCACAGAAAUGACAUUUCUGUUGAAAUGGAAUUCAAACUACUUCUGUCUUCCAGGUGCGAAUCCCAACACCUCUUAAUACAAGUGGCGUUCAGGUCAUCUGCAUGAAAGGGAAGGCAAAAUACAAGGCCAGUGAGAAUGCCAUUGUCUGGAAGUAAGUCAGUCCUGUCACACUUCUUGCUCUAGGCAACUGUAGCCUAAUAAGGGUAUUGGUACUGGCGGUUCUCAUACUCCCCUCCAGGCUUACCUGAUUUAGAGAACAGCUUCCUCUUUAUUCCCUUUUCUCGUUUCUUAGAAUUAAGCGUAUGGCUGGAAUGAAGGAGUCUCAGAUCAGCGCAGAGAUAGAACUUCUUCCCACCAACGACAAGAAGAAAUGGGCUCGGCCACCGAUCUCCAUGAACUUUGAGGUACGAGGGCAGAGUCUUUUCCUGGAUGGCUGCUGAAGUCACCUAUGAAUUAUUCCAGCUCCAGGAAGGGGCAGCAUUACUGCAAAAACAAAGGUGCAGUGAGCACAGGCAUUAAUUUCUUGUAUGCCCCUGUUUAACAGAAGUCAUUAACAGAAGUCAUAGCUUUUGUGUGUAUGCCCCCAAAGGUCACUAUAGGACUUCUCAUCCUGAUUCCCAUUAUGAUGCAAGUUUAAGAAAUCCCCUGCAAACCGAACUGCCAUGCUUUCUGUCUUCCUAAGAGUUGAAAAGCUGGAAUGAGAGAGUCAUUAGCUUCCAGAAGCCACGGUAAUUGGCAAGGUAGUUUGCUUAACUGGCAUUCCACAAGGACACUACAGGGUAACUCUGGAACAUGGGAUAGAAGUGGGGGGUUGAGGAAGAUCUCAAGUAUGUCCCUGCUGGGGAAUGAACAGGAUCCUGCAAGCCACUUGUGUAUUUAAAUCUGUCUCCCAGUUGUGUGCUUCUGGGUAACAGCUGCAGAUUUCUUACUGGAAUUAUUAAAGAGUAGCCAGCAGUUUGGCUUUUGACUUAAGGAGAUCUUCAGAACUGCUGAGGUGGUAGAGAACUAAAAAAGACUCCUGCUAUGAGCAGUUUCUUCAGUGCUGUAUGUUGGGGUGGGCAGCUUUUACCAACGGCAUCCAGGCUGUAGACUUAUUUCUGCUCUCCAUCCUUGCUCUCCUUUUGCACAGGUCCCAUUUGCACCAUCCGGGCUGAAGGUGCGCUACCUGAAAGUCUUUGAGCCAAAGCUGAACUACAGUGACCACGAUGUGAUCAAAUGGGUGAGGUACAUUGGCAGGAGUGGAAUCUACGAGACAAGAUGCUAGCCCUCAGCAGCCAGCAGGCUCCCUCUUCCCCAGCCUCCCUUGGUCUCAAAGUACAAUUGAAGAGCAUCUCUCUGGCCCCUCCUCCAUACAGAGGCUGGAAGCUAGACUCCUGCAGCUUCUCUGGAAAAAGAACACUGGUGCCUGCUCUGGCUUCAGUCACUGUUGGAGUUUGCAGCUGGCGUUGGGCGGCUAGAGAGCCCCCCCGCCACAGCUUACCUCUUGCUUCUGUCCCAGGGUAUAAAUGGGCCAGUCUAACCACCACCCCCUUGUGGUCAUUCUAGGGAACAUCCACCACCAUGUGAUAAAACCCUCCUCUUCUGUUGGUGUCACUACUUGCAUCAUAUCCUAGUAUUUUUGGAAGUUCUUGUGCAUAUGUACUUGUAGAAUAGGCCUGAAAACCAUAGGCUGGGCAAACCUUGAGUUGAUUCUGGCUCCUGUGCUUGCUAUUGCUGUUGUGAUUGUUGCUGUGCAGCCAGAGUGGGGCUCACACUUCCCCUCCCUCUUUGUUGUGUAGAGUCCUUGAUAUGGAGCCCUGCUCUGGGAAGGUUUGUGACCAAAAAGGCAGAGGGUUGGCAUCUGCUCCUUGUUGGGCUGGGGUGGGUGGGCAUAGCACAACAUUUCAAAGCCUUGGGGCCCUGCACCUUCCCCUUCCCCACCCCCAAUCAGAACUACACCCUCCUCCAAAAAGUAAACCCAGCAGGCACAUGAGGGCAGGUCAGCUUGUCUUUCAAAAUCUACAGAUUUUGUCCUCUUAAUUUGGAACUGGCCAGUUACGUAAUUCCUUGCCUCCAUUCUCUUCUCUCUCCCUUGCCCCCACCCUUUUUUCUUUUUGCCCAAUCAGUUUAUGCUUUCAUUUCCCAAAAUGCUUUUGGGUCAAUAGAAAUGCUGCUGCAACCCACAGUCCUCUGCUUCUGAUAGUGUGGUCUACCAUUUUGUACACUUGUGAUUUGUCCAGUUCUAAACCCAAUAAAAGUAUGUAGAACCAG